Molecule: messenger RNA, 2739 nt
Organism: Cavia porcellus (domestic guinea pig)
Lineage: Eukaryota; Metazoa; Chordata; Mammalia; Rodentia; Caviidae
Gene: Stac2
Product: SH3 and cysteine rich domain 2
Exons: 11
Coding region: 330-1538 (402 amino acids)
Biological process (GO): positive regulation of protein localization to plasma membrane; skeletal muscle contraction; positive regulation of voltage-gated calcium channel activity
Cellular component (GO): extrinsic component of cytoplasmic side of plasma membrane
Molecular function (GO): protein binding
Source: RefSeq, a predicted model, not a curated record
GGCGGAGGGGCCUCGGGCGCUAGCCGGGCCGGGAGGGGCGCGAUGGGCGGGCGCAGAGUACGCGGCGGGCCCGGCUCGGACAGCACGGCUGCCGCCCCUCUGGCUCGCUCGCGCCCGCGUCCUCGCGUCCCCCGGCCCCCACCGGUCGCGUCCUCUGCGGACCCUCGGUUCCCGCACGUGGGGACCCCGCAACUUUUCCCGCCCGCGCCCCAGGACGGGGGCUGCCGCGUCCGGGCGGGGCCCCCUUGGCCGCCCGGGGGAGCGAUCCCCGAAGGGGGGGCGGAGUCCCCGAAACGCCUGCCGUCGGGGCCCCUGCGGUGUCCCCGACCAUGACUGAGAUGAGUGAGAAGGAGAACGAGCCCGAGGACGCGACCACUCGCAGCCCCGUGGGAACUGGGUCGGCGCCCCAGGAGACCAAGCUGCAGCGGUUCAGACGCUCACUGUCCCUCAAGACCAUCCUGAGGAGCAAGAGCGUGGAGAACUUCUCCCUGCGCCCCGGCGCUGAGCUCAAGUGUCCCGCCGAGGUGCUGCUCACGCCGCCCACCCCGCUGCCCCCACCCUCCCCGCCGCCCGCGUCCGCCCCGGCGCCCUCCCCGUGCUCGGUACUGCGACCCCCCGCACCGCCUAAGCCUGCCAGGCUGCACGGCUUCCAGGAGCACGUCUUCAAGCGCGCCAGCCCAUGCCAGCUGUGCCGCCAGCUCAUCGUGGGAAACUCCAAGCAGGGUCUGCGCUGUAAGGGCUGUAAGGCCAGCGUCCACCUCUGGUGCUCGGAGGAGAUCUCCCACCAGCAGUGCCCUGGAAAGAUGUCUGCCUCCUUCCGACGCAACUUCAGCUCCCCGCUCCUGGUGCACCAGCCGCCACCAGUCUGUGCCCUGAGCAGAGAGUCCCUACCCACCGGGCCUGGAGGGAAGGUGGACCCGGUGUACGAGGCCCUGCGCUAUGGCACCUCCCUGGCGCUGAUGAACCGCUCCAGCUUCAGCAGCACCUCCGACUCCCCCACUCGGAGCCUGAGCGAGCGGGAGGAGCUGACUGAGGAUGGAGAGGGCAGCAUCCGCAGCUCCGAGGAGGGGCCUGGUGACAGAGUAUUCACAGCCCCCGCAGAGAAUGAAGAGUCAGGGGCAGAGGAGAGGAGCCCUGCACAACAGCCCCUCAAGGCGCCCCUCCGGAAGGAGUUGGGGCCCAUGUACUCCUACGUCGCACUCUACAAGUUUCUGCCCCAGGAGAACGACGACCUGGCCCUGCAGCCUGGAGACCGGAUCAUGCUGGUGGACGACUCCAAUGAGGACUGGUGGAAGGGCAAGAUCGGUGACCGAGUGGGCUUCUUCCCAGCUAACUUUGUGCAGCGGGUGAGGCCGGGCGAGAGUGUGUGGCGCUGCUGCCGGCCCUUGUCCGGUAACAAGGAGCAGGGCUACCUGAGCCUUAGGGAGAACCAGAUCUGCGUUGGUGUGGGCAGAAUCGGAGAUGCAGGUGACUUCCUCCGUGUCAGCAGUGGCAGGAAGCGGGGCCUGGUGCCUGCUGAUGCCCUGAGUGAGAUCUGACCGUGCCAGGAGAAUGGCGAUGCCCCUGCCCCUGACUGGCACUUGCCUCCAGCCGGGAAGGGUGCAGGUAUCCUGGCACCAUUUCUUCUGCCCCAUCCUGGGACCCUCAACUCUGGGAAGGUUUUGUUUCUUAGGCGGGGUUCCCUGCUGGGUUGAUCCCAUUGGACUGGGAGGAAGUGGGGAGCUGCAGGUAGGUCCUCCACAGUGCCUGGGUACCCUGAAUCUGGCCACUGCACUGAGUCCCACUCUGAGGGGGGACCCCUGGGAUUCCCAGACUCCCCAUCUGCCCACAUGGCCUCUGCAUGCCUGAACCCUUGCCUUCAGCGCCUUGCCUGGGUCUGUGUACACCUGCUGUCUUGCAAGCGGUGCUCUGGGGGGCUUCCUGCACUCCUCAGCCCUCUGCCCCAGUUGAGAGGGGACCAGCAUCAAUGGCAGGGCCCCAAGUCCACCUAUGGUCUCCAUGCCUCUGUUACCCCUUCACUUCUCAGGAAAGUUCUGCAGGAAUCUCUGUUACUUGAAAUCUGGGUCUACAGAAUAGGGGAGGGCUGAGGUCUCAGCAUAUGUGACCAAUUGAGACCAUUCCAUCAAGUAGGGCAGUCACCGCAGAGCAGUCUGGAAACCCGGAAAGCCAGCUGAAAACCAGACCCUGCCCCAGGCUUGGUCCAAACUAUCCCCCCAAAACCUUCAGGUUGCCUCUCUCCAACCCUCUCUCCAACUGUCCAGGACAGGGGGCUGAUAUCCCCGAGUCCCUUUCUGGCCCUGUCUUCCCCUUUGUCCUGGACACAGCACGGAGAAAGAUGGGGAAGGGACACACAAAGAUGAAAAAUUUUCCUUGAGGAAAUGAAGGGAGCAGGGCCCCGAGGGCACACCCCACGGACCUCUCUCCCUUGCAGGCUGCAUUUUUCUGGCACCAGCUUCCUCCCCCAAGCCCAGUGCCUCCUUUUGUGCCCUUGCUCAUGCCAGCCGAUGCCACUUCUCCCCAGGCACGGUCGCACCCUCCAUGAUGAGAGGCGCACGGGUCCACCUUCCCGUAUCCCCCCCCCCCCGCAGAGGGGGCUUGAGCCACACUGCCCUGUUUGCUGCCAUCAGGCCCCCUAGCCACACUCCCGGGGGCAGCCGCUGCCCACUGUAUGCCAGGCUGCAUGGCAGCCCUGGCCGGCCCUGCGGAGCCCAGGUCCCUCAUUAAACGUGUCUUGUCCCA